AUGCCGUUAAAUGUUUCACUGGUCUCCUUAAUCGAACGCCUUGGUUCUUUAAUCACGAUCGCAGUUCCGAUUCCUUUACGAAAUCUACCUCUACGAAUAUACAUGAAUAAACCAUAUGCUUUAGACCGAAAACCAGGGGAUUUGAUAAAGAAGCCAACAUUACGGGUUGCCUUAGGACGUUCGAAUAUCAGUGUACUAAAAAAACUGAAUCCAAUACGAUCACGGAUUGUACGUGAACUGGGUAGGCCAAUAACACCGAAAUAUCUCUUGCAUAAGAGUUCAAUGAAUAAUUUUGAAUUACACUAUCGCAUUCUUGGUCAUCUAUCAUCCGUUUUUUGCGUUGCAUUCGAUAAAUCCGGCUCUUAUGUCAUUACGGGUGCUGAUGAUAAUCUUGUCAAAGUAUGGAAUAUACGAACGGGUUUGUUACGUUUCACACUACGAGGACAUUCAGCAGAAAUUGCAGAUAUGUCUGUCUCAGAAGAUAAUACAUUGUUAGGUACUGGUUCCGUGGAUAAAACAAUUAGAGUCUGGUGCUUGCAAACAGCUGCACCACUAGCUUUUUAUCGCAGUCAUUCUGCGAUGGUUACAUUAAUUGCUUUCAUUCCAUUUGUUGAUGGUGCUACGCGUUAUUUGGUUUCCGCUGGUGGUGAUUGUCUUAUCAAUUUUUAUCGUUAUAGUUCUUUGGAUCACGGAUUUGAAGCAAUACCGACGCGUUUCUAUGAGCGCACAUCAUCAGGUACUCGUAUUGUGAGCUCAUGUCAUAGCCCCGGUGGUAGUUUGGUGGUUUUUGGUGAUACACAUCACAGUCUCAGGAUUUACAAGAUCACUCGUGAUAAUAUUAUUAAAAUUAGCGAUAUUGAAGCGCAUACAGAUCGCGUUGAUAGUUUGGUAUGGGCACAUAGAGGAUUGCGAUUUGCAAGUGGUAGUCGAGAUGGUGUUGCUAAAGUGUGGAAAUUUGAAUUUAAUGAUUGGAUUCCACUUGUUUUACAUCCUAAACUGAGAGAUGAAAAGGUUUCGAAUUCGCGUAAUACAUACAAAGUAACAAUGUUAUGUUGGUCACUGAAAGAUGAUUUUAUUGUUACUGCUGGUUCUGAUUUCAUUUUACGGGUGUGGUGCUCGAUAUCUGGUACUGAAUUACGUCAGUUGGUGGGACACAAGGAAGAUGCUUACGUGUUGCAUUCUCAUCCGAUAUUUGAGGAUUAUAUUAUAAGCGGUGGUCAUGAUGGUUUCCUAAUGGUUUGGAAUGUUUAUACGGGUUUUUUGGUGAAACGGCAUCAGAAUCUCAUCGAAGGAUCUGGAUAUGGAGCUGUUUUUGAUUUUGCAAUUUCACCUGAUGGUACUUUGGCUGCAGCUGUUGAUUCGCACGGACAUCUUUCUAUCCUUGGUGUUGGAACAAAUCAGAUGGCUAAAACCACUCCAAAAGAACAAUUUUUCCAUACUGAUUAUAUGCCACUUAUACUGGAUGAGAAUAAUUAUUUUGUGGAUGAAGAAACGGAAAUUACACCUCAUCUUAUGGGUCCACCAAGAAUGGUUGAUGCAGAUGGCAUUGAUUAUGACGAUGAUAUACAGGCAAUGGUACCUGGUCGUGACCUACUGCUACGAGAUGAUAGCUUGAUUCCACAAAAUCCACCAUGGCUGUCACGGCAAAUGGUUUGCACGUUGCCGAAAUCAACAGUUGAUAUAAAAAAUAUGUAUUUGACUGAAUUAAGGGAACAAGAAGAGGAUAUAUUGCUACGUGAAAUGAACCGAACGCGGCCACGUACCAUUCCGAUCAGUGAACGGAAAAUUAAUGUGAUAAAUACAGUUUCCCGAAGGAGGCGAGCGGGAGUUCGUUGGUCAGAAUGUUUUCCGCAACGACAGCGAAGGCUUCGAAAUCAACAACUAGCAGAUGAAACCGAAAUCGAUGACGAUGUAACAGAAGCAUCCACUGCUGAUUCAUCAUUUACCUCUACUUCGGCAACCGAUGACGAAAUUUCGAGCGAAGAUACUGCAAGUUCUGAUGAUUCCAGUGAUAGUGAUUACGUUAUCAAUACAAGAAGUUCUAAUCAGCGGCGAAGAAGAGUUGAAGUAGAACUUGAUGAUAGUGUCGUUACUUCAGACACUACUUCAUCCGCUAGAACUUCAACACGAAGACGUCGACGAAUUGUAGUAUCAGAUGAAGCCGAGGAUACGCGGUCAGCUGAUGAUAAUUCAAAUGAUAAAAAAUGUGAACCAUCAUCUUCAACUUCAGAGUUGAAUUAUAUAGAUGCCGAACCAGGACCAUCAAAUGUCAGAUCAUCGCUAUCUGCACUUACAGUUUUGCAUCCAUCGGUUGAUAGUAUGUCGGGUAUUUCUACUCCACAUUCACCUUCCGAACAGGACGCGUCGCCUGUUUCUUUAGAUAAUUACGAUGCUGACGCAGAUUUUCCACGAUGGAUGCGUCUAACACAACCGCUUCGCUUUCCAUAUAUCGCACAAAUCGGAGAUGAGGUGGUUUAUUUCAGGCAAGGUCACGAAUUUUACUUACAUGCCGUUGAAACAAGAGGUUUGUAUCACGUUACUCAUAGGCUCAAACCAUUGGCUCAACUAAAUGCUGAAGAAUUUUGCAUCGUUGAAGAGAUUAGAUAUUUGAGAAAACCAUAUAGGCUAACAGCAGUGAAGCUUGCGCAGACAAAUGCAGCUGGUGUACGAACCGGACUUAUAUUCUCAGUAAAAUUUCAUGAUAUGGAAAAUGUGCCGGACUUCAUUAUUUUACGGCAUCUAUAUGAUGAAUCAGUGGCACGUCGUUAUCAACCGGGAACACGAAUUGAAAUUAUUUUGGAUAAUCAUUGGUGGACUGGUACCAUUGAUAAGAAAGAAGUACAUGAUGAAGAAAAUUAUCCGAGGUCGAAUUGGUAUUGUCUUACAGUUAGAUGGGAUACUGGAGAAGAUGAAAAAAUGAGUCCGUGGGAUGUGCAACCUCAGCAACCAAAUCGACGUUCGGGUAUUGCAAGCGAAGAGGAUCAGGUAUUGUUUUCACAAUAUCCAGUCAAUGAACGAGACUGGAUGGGUGCAGUGGAAGGUAUUAGUGCAUGUUCGAAACGUAUCAUUGACGCUGUGAGAAGUAUGGAAGAUGAUCCUCAUAUAAAACCGUUCGCAGCACCUGUCAACUUGACUGAAUAUCCGGAUUAUUUGUGGGACGUGGAUUAUCCAAUUGAUCUGAGUACGAUUGUUGAACGAGUCAAAAAUCGAUUUUACAGAAGAUUGGCAAGUUUAGAGCAGGAUAUUCGCUAUAUUGCAAUAAAUGCACGCCUUUUUAAUCAACCAAACAGUGAAAUUGUUCGAAAUUCCAGGGUCUUGGUAGAAACACUCAUUCGUUAUCUGAAUGAUGCCCAAUACACAGAUGCUAUGCAGCUAUUUCGUGUUUUGAAAGCUGGACAAGAUAGUGAAUUAAGAGAAUACAAUAAUUUGAAGCAGUGCACCAAAGUUACAGUUGAAGAAAUGAAAGAAGAGCCAUCUAUUGUUGCAAAGAAGACAAAACAUCGGUCACGUAGUAGUGCCAUGUCACCGAAUUCUUCCGUGGAUCUUCCUUCUGAAUGGUAUGUCGAAUGUGUGGAUGUACUGCAAGAAGUGAUGACGGAGCGAACUUCAACUCAUUUCAUCAGUUCUGGUGGUGAGUGGCUAGCGGAUGUAUUUUCGUCAUAUGAUGACUUGUUAACUGUGAAGGAAAAAGUUAUCAAACGAGCAUAUAGCAGUCCUUUGGAAGUUGUUAAUGCAGUAAAAACUUUGAUGCAGGCAUGUCGAAAUGCUGUUGAUAAUAAGCGGUCACCGGUUUUUCGCGACAGUUUAGCGUGUGCUGCAUCAUUUGACAGCAAGAUGGCACCUGUUGUAGCAAAAUGGCAACGUAUGAGACAGUCAGAAACACCGUUAACUGCUAAUGAGGCUGAAGGUCAUCAUUUACGAGAUCGGCCAAAGAAUUCACACGUCUAUAAUACAAGAAGUCGUCACGAAGAAAAACAAUUUGGCGAUCAAAAAAAUGGAGCAUCAACAAGUACAACCAUACCAGUCCGUUCGGGGCGGUCUGGAAGAAUGCCAAGUGGAUAUUAUCGAAAUCUGAACAAUGGGAUAUAUAUUGCUCAGGAUCGAGAUUCUUCAAAUUUGGAACCUUUUGCGUGGUCUAAUAGUCAGGAUUCCGGGCGUGCAAGAAGAAACACCAUCGAAUAUAAUCAUGCGAGGAGUCGCGAAAGUCACGGGAAUACUAAUAAUGCACAAUCGGAAGAUCAACCAGGGCCGUCUGGAUUGCAGAACAAAAAUAACUUGGUGAAUGUGAGAAGAAGCUCGAGAAAAAGAGAGAAACGUUACAACUUCGGCACAGUGACAGUAACGGAUGAAAGUGAUGAAGAUACAACAAAAUAUGAUGACUUUUUAUGCGAUGGAAGAAGUACGGGUGAAAUAGACGAUGAUCCAUUAAGUGACUGUAGUUGGAAUAUGCGAACAAAUAGUACGAAGAAAAAUAAAAAUCAUCGAAAACGAACAUGUGGAAGUCAGGAAAAUAUGGAAAUUAACAAAAAGCGACGUCGCCAAAGCACACUAAAAAAAAUUGGGGACAAUACAAAUUCAACAUCGUACUCUAUUAGCGAGCAGAAUUCACCGAUGACAAGAAAAUAUGUGACAAGAAAUCGUCAAGGACAUGUAAAUCAUACAGCUGCAGGGGCAAACGGUGACAGUCAUCCGCGAAUUGGAUUAAGACGAUCCGUUCAACGAAAUGUCAAUUAUAAUGAGAAUGGAGUUAGUGAUGACGAUGAUGAUGAUGAUGAGGCAUCGAAUAGUAGUGCAAAACGGAAAAAGACUCGUAAACAUGAUAAAUGA
Molecule: messenger RNA, 4827 nt
Organism: Acanthocheilonema viteae
Lineage: Eukaryota; Metazoa; Nematoda; Chromadorea; Rhabditida; Onchocercidae
Source: the annotation of a GenBank genome assembly